Molecule: messenger RNA, 744 nt
Organism: Postia placenta MAD-698-R-SB12
Lineage: Eukaryota; Fungi; Basidiomycota; Agaricomycetes; Polyporales; Adustoporiaceae
Exons: 11
Coding region: 1-744 (247 amino acids)
Source: RefSeq, a predicted model, not a curated record
AUGUCGAACGCGGAUUGCAAAUCUAACGCGACUCACUUCCAUCGAGCUGUAAGGUUCUAUGGCUUCUCUUGCGCGCAAACCAUGUUCUACUUCUAUACAUACAGAAAGGAUAAGCUCCGACUGAAGAUACUGGUAGUUGAUUUCGAAGGUACAUAUGGUAUUUUCUCGUACUCAAUCAUGCGACUCUCGAAGGGCUGGAAAAGAAUCCAACGCCCUAAUGAUCGUGAUUGUCCAACUGCGAGUUAUCCCGAUGACUGUUUGAGCCGCAACUCUCUUAUCAAGUAUGGCAGAUUCUAUGUACAUUCAAUCUGGAUAUUUCCUUUGAGGGCGCGACAUCCGGCUGUCAAGAGUGCUCUCACAUUCACGAUACUGCCGGGAACCAUGCAACCAGCAUCCGCGUUUCUUACGGACUUGUACAUCGCGACAUCGCUUUCAGUCAUUCUGAAGCAGCAGAAGACGGGGCUUAAAGGCACCGACUACCUAUUGUCGAAACUUGCACUGUACGCAAUCCACCGAGGGAUUUUUACCGCGGUGUUCGAACUACUGGAGCUCUUAACAGUCAUGAACGGUCUGGAGUUCGCCUCGACUCUUCAUCAAACAAAACUUCUCUGGGCUCUCUUUCAUUUCCCCGGGAGUCAAGUUGGGAAUUUGCGAGAUGGGCUCACGGCACAGCUCUAUAUCGUACCUGUACAACUGUUUCCGAACUUCAUGUCCGAUGUUCGCAUUGCGGGCUUGAAAAGUUAA